UGACGUUUUCAUGAGCGGAAACUAGUCUUCAUUAUGCUAAACGAGAGGAAACCUAAGUAAAUGCAGUGGGCCAUACAAUUCCCGUGGUAAAUUAUCAUUUCCUAAGCGAAAGAAAGAGGCAAGAGGAAUAACAAGGUGAAAGGCUUGUGUACAAACUAACAAAGAUACACAAUAUUGACCGACCGGGAUCAGUAUCGCUCUCUGAUCAAGAUCCUUAUCACACUUUCUACCGCGCAUGCUAACUAAAUAUCAUGUCAAGCAUGGUGAAUGAGUGCAGUGAUCCGUGUAUGGAAGACCUAGGACUGUAGCGCUUCAAAAUGAGAGGUCUUAACUUGCUUUGGAACAAAGUAUAUUCUUCAGUCCUCUGAAAGCUUAAAGCCAUUUUGAUAACUAUUCUAACAACGGGCUUGUUUUUUCAGUUGAACGCUGACUUCAGAUCUUUUGCAAGGAUAGCACGUGACCGAGUGGGUGACGGUAGAAAUAAAAAUGUAUUCCCUGAAAGACAUCACGAAUGGCUGCGUGAAGAUAGAAAUCCCUGAAAAUCCGCACUGCAAAGAAAUAAUCUCCGCUUGCGAGAUGCCAGUCGUGAAAGUGGAAAUUUCUGAGUCAGCGUGCAGCACGGUCAACCACCAAACGAUUUCACUUCCACAGGAGUCAAUCUAUGAAGUGCCUGCUAUUGAAGAAGUAAACACUGGCAGUCGAGAGGAUGUGCUGAACAUUCAGAUCAGCAACGUUCAGGGCGCGCUAUCUAAUCAAAUCGCUGACAAGAAUGUAAUGCCUGUGUAUCAGAUAGAAAACCACGACGAUAAACCAAACGAAUGCAAAGAAUUGCAUUCUCCAGCAGUUGAUAAUAGCAACCAAGAAGAGCAUAUACCAGCUGAAGGUGUACACAAUCACAAUGAUAAACUGCCCAACUCAGUGGCUUCUCGAGAGGAGACGUCCCCCAAUAUGUCUCCCAAGAUGUCUCCGAUGGAAAGUGAAGAACAAUCUCCUGGCCACAACUCGCCUGUUUUCAACGGGGAAUCAUCACCUGAGACGGCUCAUCAGGAGAAAGAAAUUGCCUUCCGGUUAGGUUCUCCAGAGAGGGCGCCAUCUUACCGAUUGGCCCAUCAGCCAGAUACCUUACCAGUGAAAAGCCAGUACAUGGCUUACCAGUUGAGUUCCAAUGGAACCAAAGCAGCUUACCUGUUUACUUCCCCGGGGAAGAUACCUCCCUAUCAGAAUGGUACCUCUGAGAGUGCCCCAUCCAACCAUGCUUUGGGAUCCACAUCUACUCCUCUGAGUUCCAAUGCUACGGUGCCACUUUACCACAUGGAGGAAACGCCCACCUCACAAAAUGGGGACUGGAAGAAAAGUGAAAAUUAUCAGAUCAGCUACUACAAUGGAAUGCCAAUGUACUAUGGUGACUACAGCCUGCUCGAUCUGCAACAAGGACUUCCAUUCUGGCCAUCAGAGUCCCGCGAUUUGGUGUCAAACAACCAGAAGAAGACCCAGAAUUGCAACUGUUGCUGCCAUGCACAAAAUGAUUUUACUCGUUAUCCUGAAUUGAAAAGCCAGCGCCCGUCAGUUAUUAUGGUUCCUGUGAACUGGAACAGAAGUAAUUCUGGAAUAUCUCAUUUGCCAUUGAAGCAGGUUGACAACGCAAAUUACAAGAUGCAUUCACAGACUCGGGACGUUCCUAUGGACUACUCAGAUGACUCAGAUUCCUCUGAUGAUGACGAAAACGGAAAACGAGAAAAGUAUUUCCGAAAGAACAUCGAUGGAACAACAGCCAGAUUUAAGCUGACCAAAGAGGACUGGGCAAGAAUUCCAAUUAACACAUUCCCUAGCGGUGGCCGUUUGUUGAGCGGCGACUGGACACGAAUCUUCCUCAGCAAAGUCAAAGAAAGCAACCCAUGGUGCAGUUUGCGCUUCAAGAAUAAUCACGUGCGGUCAGAAAACUCUCGGAAAAUCCACUCAGCGGUGUUCUUCAGGGGAGGCGCGGAGUGCAAGCGACCAGAAUGCAACGUGAAGGUGCGAUUUGUGAUCCGAAAAGAAAGAGGAAAACACGUGGAGGUGACCUACCUGGGAAAUAUUUGCCAUAGCAGUCAGCCGGGUGGGGGUGAAAUCUCGAGCGAAGCAAAGAAAAUGAAACGUGCUCGCCGGACAUAUUCUACUUAAACAGAGUUUCGUAGGAUUUGCUGGAAUAACGCGUUUACAUUAGAAUUCAUUUUUAAUAUCAGUUUAAGCUAAAAAGUUGAUGAAUUGAAAACUUAAAUGUCUUUAUUGCGAGUCGUUGACAUUGAAGUGUUUUGUUUUUCGAUUCUUUUUCUUUUGUUUAAGGUAUUAUAUUGUGGAUGGCAUAUUUUUGUAAACGAUUGCUGGACUUUACAAGAAAGUUGAAGUUUGUAACUUUACUUGUGUAAGGAAAGCAAUUCUAUUGCUCAACGUGGCUUGUAUUUAUAUGCUAAUUUGGAUUCUGGAGAGUUGUCUCUUGAGAGUGUCUAUUUGAAACAAGUAUAUUUACAUAUACGCCUUUGAACAAUAUGCAAAAACAAUAUUUUUUCUUCAAAAAGAGCAGUUUUUGCUACGUUUAUGUAAGGAAAUUUGAAAAUAAUUAUAUUAUCCUCUAUUUUCGAUAACAUCGCUUUUUCACAAUGUAAAUUUAUCAAUCUUCUUUCAUUUAAAAGAGAUGAUGCUUGAAAUACCGAGUUGUUUCCUUGUGUCCAUAAGGUUCUGUUGAAAACAAGAGGGGUGGGACUUAUGUGGCGGUUUUGUGUGUGCAUGGGAGAGGUAUAGGUAGAGGAGAUGGACUCAGCCGGAGUAUCGAGGUCCUAUAUUUGAUAUGUUGAUUUAUUUGAUUAAGUUGGAUUGAAGGCUUGUCACUCAUGACCACCACCCCCUUCCCCACAUUGCUCAACCACUACCACUCCCUCGCCCCCAGGACAAAGCCCAAAAAGCGUGCUGCAGUCGCCAGAACAUCCGUCAGCUCCGGACUUUUUCAAAAUAUUCAAUUCUGAAAGAACUUGUGCAAAAAGUCUUAGAUUCAU
Messenger RNA from Pocillopora verrucosa, 3029 nucleotides. Lineage: Eukaryota; Metazoa; Cnidaria; Anthozoa; Scleractinia; Pocilloporidae. The record is from RefSeq and is a predicted model, not a curated record.